GAUUACUGGGAAGAAAUGGAAGCUCUACUUGUAAGAAAGCUGGGCGACCCAACUCUGCCACCAAAUGCAUCGGAGAAUUCGUCACUCGAUCUCUCAACCUCCCACCCUAUACCUAAUUUGGAAUCGCCAACCUCCGUUAGAGUUCGAAUCAAAGCCGCCAGCUUGAAUUUCGCAAAUUAUCUCCAAGUCCUUGGCAAAUACCAAGAGAAACCUCCGUUACCCUUCAUCCCUGGCUCCGAUUACUCCGGCGUUGUUGAAGUCGUUGGCCCUAAUGUCACUAAGUUCAAAAUUGGAGACCUCGUUUGCUCUUUUGUUACCCUUGGCUCAUUCGCUCAAUUCAUCGUCGCCGAUGAAUCCGACUUGUUUCAAGUACCUGAUGGGUGUGAUCUAGUUGCAGCUGGUGCACUUCCUGUUGCAUAUGGGACAUCACAUGUGGCACUGGUGCAUAGAGCGCAGCUGCGUCCCAAACAGGUUUUACUAGUGCUUGGAGCAGCUGGAGGCGUUGGGAUUUCGGCGGUACAAAUCGGGAAGGUUUGUGGAGCGACAGUUAUUGCAGUGGCUAGGGGAAAUGAAAAGGUGCAGUUUUUGAAGUCCUUAGGUGUUGAUCAUGCAGUAGACUUGAGCAGUGCAAAUGUCAUCGAAAGUGUCAAGGGCUUCCUGAAGUCAAGAAAGCUCAAAGGGGUCGAUGUCUUGUAUGAUCCAGUCUGGGGGAAACUUACAAAAGAUAGCUUAAAGCUAUUAAAUUGUGGGGCACAAAUUCUGGUUAUUGGAUUUGCAAGUGGGGAAGUACCUGUCAUCCCAGCCAACAUUGCGUUGGUGAAGAACUGGACAAUUCACGGACUGUAUUGGGGAAGCUAUAAGAUACAUCAACCCAAUGUGCUUGGAGAUUCUCUGAAGGAGCUUCUAGCUUGGUUGUCUAAGGGUUUGAUUACAGUCAACAUUUCUCAUACAUUCAGCCUGACAGAGGCCCAUCUUGCUUUUACUGCACUCAAAGAUAGGAGAGCAAUUGGCAAGGUGAUGAUAACAUUUGAUGGUGGGAAAAUCGUCAAGUCCAAGCUUUAAUUGUAGUGAUCGACUCGGAAUGAGACGAGGUGCACAAGAUUUUCCUGCUGCGUGACUAUCAAGAUUAUGCACCAUCCUAUGGCUUUUUGUCACAAGGAGGUACUGCAAUCAAUAAAUAUGUGGAGCUUGUAUUUUGUAUUUAUGAAAGAAAGAAAUAUAAGGUAAUAGAUGUUAUUGCAACGUAAAAAUAAAUGUACAUGAAAAUUUGAGUGAAACAAAGUAAAAUCUAGUUUGAGUAUUACUUCUUUUAUGUUCAAAAAGCAUUUUCAGAAUAUAAUGUCCUAUCAUAAUUCAAAUCACAUUCUAUCAUGUUGCAGCAUAUAAGUAGUUCAGCCUUAGAGUAGAAAUUUCUAUCUCAAUCUAAAUAAUGUUACUUCCUAA
Molecule: messenger RNA, 1443 nt
Organism: Solanum pennellii
Lineage: Eukaryota; Viridiplantae; Streptophyta; Magnoliopsida; Solanales; Solanaceae
Product: quinone oxidoreductase-like protein 2 homolog
Exons: 6
Coding region: 16-1062 (348 amino acids)
Molecular function (GO): oxidoreductase activity
Source: RefSeq, a predicted model, not a curated record